Cotesia glomerata is the source of this 3639-nucleotide messenger RNA. RefSeq names its product ubiquitin-like modifier-activating enzyme 1 (gene Uba1). Gene Ontology annotation, biological process: protein sumoylation. Gene Ontology annotation, molecular function: SUMO activating enzyme activity. Gene Ontology annotation, cellular component: cytoplasm; SUMO activating enzyme complex. Bases 334 to 3522 code for a protein of 1062 amino acids. NCBI's taxonomy places the organism in Eukaryota, Metazoa, Arthropoda, Insecta, Hymenoptera, Braconidae. The transcript is spliced from 7 exons. The record is from RefSeq and is a predicted model, not a curated record.
GCGCCAGUCGAUAGCAUAUCACAGUGAGUCAUUGAAUCGAGUAGUCGCGAAUAUCUCCGGAGCUUAAAUUCCAGUGAAUUACCCUCAGCAAAUCCGAACAACAAUUAAAAACUGGUGCUGCUGGCGGACGAAAGAGGCGACACGGGCUAGGCAACUACACACUACAGUCGAGUCAGACAAUAGAGUGACGAAGCGGGGCACAAAAGAGACAAUUUACAAAACCUCUCUUUGGCACUAAAGCACCUUUUUAAAAAUCUUUAGUAUCUAUUUCUAAAAUUCCGCAGUUCUAUCUAAACUAGAAAGAGAACAUAAAAACGGCACUUCUGUGGUCCGAUGUCUAGUGUUGAAGUGGUGGAGAGUUCCGUUGACCCUCCAACCAAGAAGCGACGCGUUGCUGCUACAACGGGAGGUGCCGACUCAGUAAGCACGCCAAUAAUGGCCAAGAACGGCUCAACCCCUCAAACAGGAGGCUCAGCUGGAGAUGCAAGCACUAAUUUACCAACUACCAGCGGAGACAUCGACGAGGGACUGUACUCGCGCCAGCUGUACGUCCUGGGGCACGACGCGAUGAGACGCAUGGCGUCCUCCGACGUUUUAAUCUCUGGGCUAGGAGGAUUGGGAGUCGAGGUGGCCAAGAACGUCAUCCUCGGGGGAGUAAAGUCCGUGACACUUCAUGACAAGGUCAAUUGCACUAUUAAAGACUUGGGAUCUCAAUUUUACCUCACUGAAGCUGAUAUUGGUAAAAACCGAGCCGUAGCUUGCUACCAGCGCCUGUCCGAGCUGAACAACUACGUCCCGACCCGGUACCAUGAAGGAGAGCUCGAUGAAGAUUUUCUAAAAAAAUUCAAAGUGGUUGUACUUACAGAGACAACUCUAGAAGAUCAGCUCCGAGUUUCUGCAAUCGCUCGUGCUAAUAACAUCGCUUUGAUAAUUGCAGACACUCACGGGCUCUUUGCUCAAGUAUUCUGCGACUUUGGCCCGGCGUUUACUGUCGUAGACACCACGGGAGAGCCUCCAGUUAGUGCGAUGAUCGCUAGCAUCUCUAGAGACGCUGAGGGAGUUGUUACUUGUCUAGAAGACACUCGCCAUGGCAUGGAGGACGGAGAUUUUGUCACUUUCUCUGAAAUUCAAGGAAUGACUGAGUUAAAUAAUUGCGAGCCUAAGAAAAUUAAGGUCCUAGGACCUUAUGCUUUUGCAAUUGAUGAUACUUCGUCCUUCAGCGAGUAUGUAAGAGGGGGAAUUAUUACCCAGGUGAAAAUGCCGAAAGUGAUUAACUUUAAGGAACUUAAGGAAUCUCUCCGACAGCCGGAGUUUAUUAUGACUGACUUUGGGAAGUUUGAUCAUCCUGAACAGCUGCAUUUAGCUUUCAUUACUCUUCAUGAGUAUGUUAAAACUCAUGGCAAGUUCCCGAGAGCUUGGAACCAGGAAGAUGCUGAUAGUUUCUUGGGUUUAGUUGAGACUGUUCAAGAGAAGCAUGGAAUUGAAACUGAAGUUAAGAAGGAAUUGCUGGAGACUUUUGCUAAAAUUUCAGUGGGUAAUUUUAACCCUAUGAACGCUAUUAUUGGGGGAAUUGUUGCUCAAGAAGUUAUGAAAGCUUGCUCAGGUAAGUUUUCUCCAAUAUUCCAAUGGCUGUACUUCGACGCAAUUGAAUGCUUACCUCAAGACCGCUCAGAGAUUGUUGAAGAAGACUGCAUGCCUCGAAACUGCCGCUACGAUUCCCAGAUCGCUAUCUUCGGUCGUAAAUUCCAGUCCAAAAUCGGAGGACUCAAGUACUUUGUCGUGGGAGCUGGAGCAAUUGGUUGUGAGCUGCUGAAGAACUUCGCGAUGAUUGGUGUGGGAGCAGAGAACGGAUGUGUAACAAUCACAGACAUGGACCUGAUAGAAAAGUCCAAUUUGAACCGUCAAUUUUUAUUCCGACCCGCUGAUGUUCAAAAGGCCAAGUCUUCAACUGCUGCCAGGGUGGUCAAAGGAAUGAACCCGAGCAUGAACGUGAUAGCUCACGAGAACCGCGUUGGAACUGAAACAGAGAAGGUUUACAACGAUGAAUUCUUUGAAGUCUUAGACGGAGUUGCCAACGCGCUGGACAAUGUGGACGCAAGAAUUUACAUGGACCGUCGGUGUGUCUACUACAGAAAGCCGCUGCUGGAAUCUGGAACUUUAGGAACUAAAGGGAACACUCAGGUGGUAGUUCCUUUUAUUACCGAGUCUUACAGCUCGUCUCAAGACCCUCCAGAGAAGAGUAUUCCGAUUUGCACAUUAAAGAACUUCCCGAAUGCUAUCGAGCACACUCUCCAGUGGGCGAGGGACAAUUUCGAAGGAUUGUUCAGGCAGAACGCCGAAAAUGCUGCUCAGUACAUCAACGACCCGCAAUUCGUUGAAAGAACCCUUAAACUCCCCGGAGUCCAGCCUCUGGAAGUCCUGGAGCUGGUCAAGACUGCUCUAGUUGAUGAGCGACCCAAGAGCUUUGUAGAUUGCAUCGUCUGGGCGCGCAAUCACUGGCAAGACCAGUACAACAAUCAAAUCCGCCAGCUGCUGUUCAACUUCCCGCCGGACCAGGUAACUUCCAGCGGCCAGCCCUUCUGGUCUGGACCCAAGCGUUGUCCAGUGCCUCUCGAGUUUGACGUCAACGAUCCUCUUCAUCUGGACUACAUCGUAGCAGCUGCUAAUCUCAAAGCAGCUGUUUAUAGCAUGCCAGCUAAUCGCAACCGGGAAGAAAUCGCCCGGAUUGUCAGCACCGUUGAAGUGCAGCCUUUCACGCCUAAAUCAGGAGUCAAGAUAGCUGAGACCGACGCCCAGGUUCAGGUGUCCAACGGAAGUGGCAGUGUUGACCACGAAAGACUCACCCAAUUAAUUGAAGAGCUGCCGAAGCAGCACGAGCUCAAAGAUCUAGUGAUCAAUCCUCAAGACUUUGAGAAAGACGAUGACUCUAAUUUCCACAUUGACUUUAUUGUCGCGGCUUCUAACUUGCGCGCUACCAACUACCGCAUCCCUCCCGCUGACAGACACAAGAGCAAGCUCAUUGCCGGGAAAAUAAUCCCUGCUAUCGCUACCACUACCUCCGUAGUAGCUGGAUUAGUUUGUCUUGAACUGAUAAAAUUAACUCGCGGGUUUAAAGAUCUUGCGCUUUACAAAAAUGGAUUUGUUAACCUAGCCCUGCCCUUCUUUGGGUUCUCAGAGCCGAUCCCGGCGCCCAAGCUCAAGUACUACGACACAGAGUGGACUCUCUGGGACAGAUUUGAAGUAAAAGGCGAGCUCACGCUGAAAGAAUUCUUGGAUUACUUCCAGAAUGAACACAAUCUGGAGGUCACUAUGCUUUCUCAGGGAGUUUGUAUGCUCUACUCGUUCUUCAUGGCUGCUGCCAAGCGCGAUGAACGCAUGGGACUCCCCAUGUCUGAGGUCGUCAGGAAGGUCUCCAAGAAAAAGCUGGACCCACAUGUUCGCGCUCUGGUAUUUGAAUUAUGCUGCAAUGAUAAAAAUGGAGCUGAUGUUGAGGUUCCUUAUGUUCGGUACACCUUACCUUGACUUUAUUAAUUGCGAUCCAUUUUAUUGAAUAAUUAUUACUAAUAAUUAUAAUUAUUACUCAAUGAUUAGUCCGGUAAUCGGAAAAAAUAGACCGGAAAUUUUUAAGUUAUGAAAAAU